Messenger RNA from Fragaria vesca subsp. vesca, 1122 nucleotides. RefSeq names its product GDSL esterase/lipase At1g29660-like. Gene Ontology annotation, molecular function: hydrolase activity, acting on ester bonds. The record is from RefSeq and is a predicted model, not a curated record. The transcript is spliced from 5 exons. NCBI's taxonomy places the organism in Eukaryota, Viridiplantae, Streptophyta, Magnoliopsida, Rosales, Rosaceae. The coding region runs from base 1 to 1122 and encodes 373 amino acids.
AUGGCCGUCAUCCUUCGUAAAGUAGCUACAAAGACAUUGUGGGUUUACUUUUAUGUUUUGUUGUUUUCGGUGUCAUCGAAUAUGCAUUACUUAGUUGAUGGGGCACCACAAGCUCCUUGUUACUUCAUAUUUGGAGACUCACUAUCUGAUAGUGGAAAUAACAAUCGGCUUUUGACACUGGCCAAAGUCAAUUAUCAUCCAUAUGGCAUUGAUUUUUCACUAGGUCCAACUGGAAGAUUUUGCAACGGACGUAAUUUAGUCGAUAUUAUCGCUAAACUAUUAGGUUUUGAUGAUUACAUUUCUCCUUUCGCAACUGCAACAAAAGAUGAUAUAACAAAAGGUGUAAAUUAUGCAUCUGGUGCAGCAGGUAUUCGUGAUGAAUCUGGACGUAAUCAGGGAAUGAGAAUAUCCUUGAAUAAGCAAUUAAUAAAUCACCAAAUCAUAGUCAAAAGGCUUGUUGCCCUAAGGGGAAAUAACGGUUCACUCGUUGCUGAUUAUCUAAGCAAGUGCAUAUAUUCAGUUGGGAUGGGUAGCAAUGAUUACAUUAAUAACUAUUUCAUGCCAAAGCUUUACCAAACUAGCCGAUUAUAUACUCCAGAGCAAUAUGCAGAUGUUCUUGUUCAAGAGUACUCACAACAAUUAAGGACUCUGUACAAUUCUGGGGCAAGGAAGAUCGUCAUUUUUGGAGUAGGUAUGAUAGGCUCAACACCAUUCGAAGUAGCAAUGUGUGGCUCAAACGGCACUCUGUGUGUUGAUAACAUCAACAAUGCUGUCCAACUUUUCAAUGCAAGGCUUAAAUCGCUUGUUACUGAUCUUAACACAAAUCUAACAAAUGCUAAGUUUAUUUACAUAGAUUAUUAUGGAAUUGGCCUAUCCGGUGCUCUUUCAUCUCCUCCCGGUUCUAUAAACUACACUGCGCCAUGCUGUGAAGUUGAAAGGAAUAGCACGACAGGGCUAUGUACCGCGUUCAAGACCCCCUGUCAGAACAGAACUCAAUAUGCAUUUUGGGAUGCUAUCCAUCCUACUGAGAUUUCAAAUGUGUUUAUAGGAGCAAGAGCAUAUAAUUCUACAUUACCUACUGAUGUUUUUCCUUGUGACAUUAGCCACUUAGCUCAAAUGUAA